Acanthopagrus latus (yellowfin seabream) is the source of this 2204-nucleotide messenger RNA. It is a transcript of the gene plin3, whose product is annotated as perilipin 3. Gene Ontology annotation, cellular component: cytosol; lipid droplet. The coding region runs from base 166 to 1446 and encodes 426 amino acids. The transcript has 8 exons. The record is from RefSeq and is a predicted model, not a curated record. Lineage: Eukaryota; Metazoa; Chordata; Actinopteri; Spariformes; Sparidae. Gene Ontology annotation, biological process: positive regulation of triglyceride storage; lipid storage.
UCGGACACGCCCACACACCCGUCUCUAUGUCCAUACUGUAGUUGGGCAUCACGACCAGCUCGUUGAGGGCAGGAGGAGAGGUCCAUUCACCAACAAUACACCGCAGUUCAAAGCAGGACAGAGGGACAACAGGCUGCCAGAGAGAGAUUGAAUCCAGCAGUCACCAUGGCAGACAGCGGGAAAACUAAUGAGACUGGAGCUGCUGCAGCGGAACCAGCUAAUGGAGACCAGCAGAACGUUGUGUCUCGAGUGAGUAAUCUCCCUCUGGUGAGUUCAGCGUGCGGGGCGGUUUCCAGUGCCUACAGUACCACCAAAGACAACGUGCCCUUGCUGAAGGGAGUGAUGGAUGUAGCAGAGAGUGGUGUCCGAACCCUGGGGGCAGCUGCCUCUACCGGGUCCAAGCCUCUGUUGGACAUUAUAGAACCACAGCUUGCAACAGUAAAUGAGUACGCCUUGAAAGGACUGGACAAGAUGGAAGAGAAGCUGCCUAUUCUUCACCAACCUGCAGACAAGGUGGUGUCGGACACAGUGGGCAUGGUGUACCAGUCGGUGGCAGGAGCCAAAGACGCCGUGGUGGGGGCUGUGAUGGGCGGUGUCGAGCUGACCCGGGCAGCAGUCAGCGGAGGUAUCAUCACCGCCAUGGGCACCAGGAUGGGCCAGAUGGUCAGCAGUGGGAUGGGCCUGGCCCUGAGCCGAUCCGAGGACUGGGUUGACCAGAACCUGCCACUCACUGAGAGGGAGCUGGCUGCAGUGGCUGAACCAGCCUCCAGUGAGGUGACUACCCAGUUGGCCAGCCCCAGCUACUUCGUCCGCUUGGGGAAACUCUCUGCUAAAGUACAGGAGCGAGCCCUAGAGCAGUCCCUGCUCCGUGCACGGCAUGCCAGAGAUACCACGUAUGCUUCAGUGGCUCAGAUUACCAGCACUCUGGACCUGCUAGAGAGGGCCCGUACCGGUCUGGGUACCGCCAGUAACCAGAUAGGAGGAGCCUCAGAGCAGCUGCUGCAGCGCUGGACAGAGUGGAAGGAGAAGCAGGCUGGAGCUGGACAGACUGAGUCAGAGCCAGAUGGGACCAAAGAUGAGGCUGAGCAGCUAGAGUGGCGGGCCCUCUCCAUGGUGCGUGGUAUGAGCGACCAGCUGAGGUCAUCGUGCUCCAACGUGGUGUCAAGUGCUCAGGGUCUGCCAGGUGCAGUCCAGGACCAGCUCACCAGCGCGAGGCGAUCAGCUGAAGAGCUGUACACCUCUCUGGGGAACACCAGUACCAUCACACCCCUCCUUCUGGAGCGGAGUCGUCACCACCUGACCCAAGUUCAGCAGUCUCUGGAUGGUGUCAUGGAGUAUCUCCUAAACAACACACCGCUCAACUGGCUGGUGGGACCUUUUGCCCCUCAGACUGUCGAGAGGGCAGAGGAAGACGUGGCGAUGGAGCAGAGCGGACCACACAACUAGACUCUGCUGUGUUUCAUGAGUUAAUCAGUAUGCAGAAAGAGGACCAGUGUUUACCGUAGAUCGACCAUUUUUAAUGAUACAUGUGCUUGCUUUAAUGAAAGAAAUGAAAUGAAAAUCAUGUUUUCUUCAUGGUGCACUAAAUUUGAACUUAUUAGCUGGCGACACUACAUUUGUGAUGUAGAAGUUAAUGGGAUUUAAUUAUGCCUUAAAGCUCUGACCUAUGGCCUUACAGAUUUUAUAUUUAAUUUGUGCACUUUGUUAUUUAUCCAGCAAGGGAUAAAAGUAUUUUUACAUUUCAAGUGCCUGUACCAUUGUUUCAAAUACUUUUUUUUCCUUGUUGUAUUGAAUCCUCAAAUGUGGUUAUCAAAAAAUGUUUGAAAGAUAUGUGACAGAGGCGAGAGAUUUUACAGUUUAUAGGUGCCGUACGCAAGAAUUUUAGUUUGAGACAUUCAGAAAUUUGUACUAAAGAUAUCAACAGAAUGUGAAGAAAUGAAAAGUUUUGAUGUUUUGUCCAGAAUUGUGGUGACCAACACAGGUAUCCUCAGCCAAAACAUUAUAUUUUCCUACCCCUAACCAAGUGUCUUUUUUAACCAAAGCACAAGCACAGUGUUGUAAUGAGACAAACCUGUAAAAUCUUAUCACAACAAAUGUAAAGUUGCAACAACAAAGAAAUGUUUUAGUCCUACCUUAUCUGUGGGCUCCCAAUUCUUACAUAUUGAACCUUUUAACAAUAAACUGCAAAGAAACUGUAAACUUUA